UGCGCGCGCCUCAAAACACUGUCUAGUAGGCGGCUGACUCUGCAUUGAGACACAGCCACAGUGUUUGGGAGUAAAAGAGUAAAGUGCUCAGAUCAGUUUUAGAGAGGGCGGAGGAUGGCUCGCCUCAUGAGGGCAUAACGUCAGUGUAUGUGUGGGCUUCGUAUUUAUUUUUGCUUUAGCGUUUCUUUGUUUUAUGUCCAGAUAAAGCAAACACUUCUUGAUUUGAAAUGUAGCUUUUAGCGGACUUUUUCCCCCCUCAAAAAUAAAUGGACACCGCGGUGAAACCGGAGACGGGCGCUCCGAUCUCUCAUUCACACGCGAGAUGAAUCGCUGAACCUUGCAUUAAAACUCCUGGACGGUCAGUGUUUUCAGCGAUGCCUCCGCAGGGAGGUGGAGAAUAUAAGCCUGUCCCAGGUACGGUUGUGCCGCCGGUACCCCCGAGGAGAUUCAGGGGAAAAGAUUUGUCAUCCGCGGUGAAGAGCCGCUUCGGGUCUGCAGCGGAGCGCAGGGUGAAGUGCGUGCUGGUUGGUGAUGGUGCAGUGGGUAAAACUAGUCUCAUUGUGAGCUAUACCACCAAUGGAUAUCCCACCGAGUAUGUUCCAACAGCGUUUGACAACUUUGCAGCGGUUGUAGCUGUGGACGGCAAGCCUGUGAAACUUCAGCUUUGUGACACAGCCGGUCAGGAUGAGUUUGACAAGCUCCGGCCGCUGUGCUACACCAAUGCUGACAUCUUCCUGCUCUGCUUCAGUGUGGUAAGUCCCUCCUCGUUCCAGAAUGUGAGGGAGAAGUGGGUGCCUGAGAUCCGCCGGCACUGCCCGAGGGCGCCGAUACUGCUGGUCGGCACUCAGGCUGACCUCCGGCAAGACGUCAAAGUGCUCAUCCAGCUGGCCCAGUACAAGGAGAGGCCAGUCGACCCCGAGGAGGCCUGUGUGUGUGCUGAGGAAGUGCAGGCUGUCUCGUACAUGGAGUGUUCAGCGCUCACCCAGAAGAACCUAAAGGAGGUGUUUGACACUGCUAUAGUGGCCAGCAUCCAGUACUCGGACAGUCAGCAACAGAAAAGGCUGAAGAAGCGGACGCCCGAUAAAAUGAGGAAGCUCUCCGAAUCAUGGUGGAGGAAAUACUGCUGUUUGGCGUAGAUGCGAGAAUGUGAUUGUACUGUUGACGUGGAUUCGGUUAGACUUUUUUGGACAGAAAUGGACACAGAUCCAUCUGCUUUAUGAGACUGUGUUUGUGGGUGAACUGGAGCACAGGUGGCUGUGAAAUGAAUGGGACAGUUUAGAAAAGAUCAUCACGCUUUUGUCAUAAAAUGGAAAGAUUCAUAGACACUAGUAGUUGUCAGCUACAUUUUAAGAUCUUCUCUCCAUUUGGAAAGUCCCAGGUUAACCUCAAAUGCUCAUGUGAACAAUUCAGGGCAAGAGUCAUCUGUCUUUCUUUACCUUAUCUUUUGUUGAAGAGGGUUUCAAGUGGACUUAAGGGCUGUUUUACUAUCAAAGAUCUAGUUAGACUGCCAGAUUUUCUCUUUUCAUUCAAGCACUGUGAAAAGCAACCCUAUUGGUCAAUCUCUGCAAAAACAUAGCAUUUUAUUGGUGUUUUAACACUUCUUCUACUUACAUGAACAGGAUUACUUGCCAUUGUUAUCCAGAGUGAUCCAGACCGGAUUCAAUCUGAGAUACUCAAGUGCUUCGUCAUGUAUCUGUCAAAGCAUUAAGUGUUAUGUAGAGUACAAGCAGAUGUGGACACACUAUCAACUUGACAUCACUGACAUUUACCUUGUUGUCCAGUGAGGGUGAAUAAUUGUCCAUUUCAGAGACAGCAGGACGCUGGCACAUCUCUCCAGGCUGUCUUGUUUACAUUUGGAGUUAAGUCCAGACUCAAACAUGCUGUGAGGUCAGGGUCUUUGAGUGUAAGUAAGUAGACUUAGUAGGCCAGUUGGAUUAUAUAUCUGGUCAUUGAACCUGGAGUUUCAUCAAAAACACAGUGUUUUGAGUGAAGCGUUUCAGUGCUGUCAGGAGGAUUCUGAUUAGCUCAGACAUUCUUGGUUAUUUAUUGGAAUAUACACUAACGUUCAAAAGUUUAGGGUCGGCACUUUUUUUCGUUUACUCACCAAGGCUGGAAUUAUUUGAUCAAAAAUACAGUAAAAACAUUGUGAAAUAUUAUUACAAUUUAAAUAACUGUUUUCUAUUUUAAUACAUUUAAAAAAUAUAAUUUAUUCUUGUGAUGGCAAAGCUGAAUUUUCAGCAGCUGUUACUCCAGUCUUCAGUGUCACAUGAUCCUUCAUGUCAUCCUGAUUUGAUGCUCAAGAAACAUUUCUUAUUAUUAUUAUCAACAUUGAAAACAGUUGUGCUGCUUAAAAUGGAAACCGUGAUGCAUUUUUUUUGAUGAAUAGAAAGUUAAGAAACAUUUAUUUGUAAUAGAAAUCCAUCAUUAUAAAUGUCUUUACUGUCACUUUUGAUCAAUUUAAUGCAUCCUUGCUGAAUAAAUGCAUUCAUUUAAAAAAAGGUCUUACUAACCCAAACUUUUGAAUGGGGUGUAUGCUGGUCAUUUUGGAUGAAGGAAAAACUUAUUUUAGAGAGGCCAGAGUUUUCAACCAGAAAUAAUGGUUGACACUGCUUUCCAGUUUCCGUUUAAGCCGAUAAAAUAUUUGUGCCUGAAAUUUCUAAUUAGGUUUUUCAUGCCUUUGCAGUUUAUGGCACUUUUUAAAAGGUGAAAUGUGUAAUUUCCGCCCCACUUGCAGUCUUUUUGUUUGAGUUGGACAUAAUAACAACACAAACAAUGGUGUAAGUUUGAGGAUGGGACUAUCUGUAUGCUCAACUAAUAGCAAAUGAUGAGAGAUUUUAGUGUUGUUGUUUUUUUUUUCAUUUCUGUUCUUUCAAAAUUAUGUAAUUAUUAAUUCAAUUCAGUUCUCAAUUAUUAAUUCAAUUGUUUCACAAAUUGGGGACAUUAGUGGCGCAGACAUGACACACUUCACCUUCACAGAAAAUCUUUAAAAAACUAUUCUGCCAUAAUUGUGUGAAUGCGUUUGGCAGGCACUUUUAUCCAAAGCAACUUACAUUGCCUUUAAGGUUUAAGCUACUAGUUGUGUAUUUGUCGCCCCUAAACCAUGAUGUCAGCCACGUCAUGCUUUAACAAGCAUUACAGUCAUAUAAUUAAAUUAAUUCUAUAUAAAAUACGUGGAAUGCUGUUCCAGGGCAAACUGCACUUUUUAUCAGGCUUCCACGUCGAACGAACUGGAAAAGUCGCCUGCUGCUAUGCGACGUGAAUGAGUAUUAAGCUGAAUGACAGAGUAAGGAAAAGUUAAUGUUUCACUGCAUAAGCUGGGUUAGGUGAGGAAGAAUCACUAACGUCACUAGUGGCAAACAUUUUUCUCUCAUGAGCACAGAAUGAAGCAAGAAUGAAAUCAAGAUGAGUUUUAUGCUUGCCACUUGUACUGUUAGAUUGUGCCAGAAUGUGGCGAGGCGCUGAAAUGGCGUUGAAACUAAGUGAAUGGCUCUCAGCAAGUGAUUACAGUGCUGUAAACCGCAAGUGUUAAAGGUGGCAUAGUGAGAGUUGAACCCCAAACCAAACAAUCAUAUUGAUUUUAAAGGGAUAGUUUGCAAAAAUGAAAGUUCUGUCUUCAUGUUGUGUUCAAACUUGUAUGACUUUCUUCUGUUGGACACAAAAGAAGUUUUUUUGUCCAUACAGUAAAAGUCAGUGUUGUUUUAAAACCUAAUGACUUUCAUUCUGUGAUCGAAAACAGUUAUAUAAAAUAUAUUCUUUUGUGUUCCACACAUAGGCUCCACAGAUAAAAGAAAGUCAUACACAUUUUGGAUGACAUCAGGGUGAGAAGAUGGGACAGACUUUUCACUUUUGGAUGAACUAUCUCUUUAAGCAUAGGCAUAUUGUAAUCAUAAUCAUUUAUUAAGAAGUAUAUUGGUGGCAUUCCUUAUAUUGUGAAUCUAAGAAUUGUUUCAUAUGUUUCAAACAACAGGCCUUAAGUUCAGACUGACCAAAGCAAAUGAGCGCUACAGUGCUGUGUGCUUUCACAGGGCAGGAUCAAUUACUGAGAGGUUUUUGACAAGUCGCCAAACUAUCACUUUGGACACGCAGUGUGUUUAUUCACUGCUUUGAUUUGCACGCAAGUUGCAUUGCAGUGUUGUAUAUUUACUGUGUGAGUGAGCUCAUUGCUGCAGCGUCCCACCAGACGGAACUGUUCAGGAUCUGGUGGUCGUUCAGACAAAAAGCCGACAUGCAAUAACAGAGACCUCCCUGUACUGUAGAUUGUUAUCUUUCUCAGAAUAAAUAUACUUUUUGUCUA
This is a messenger RNA of Ctenopharyngodon idella (grass carp), 4294 nucleotides long. It is a transcript of the gene rhoua, whose product is annotated as ras homolog family member Ua. Gene Ontology annotation, biological process: small GTPase-mediated signal transduction. The transcript is spliced from 3 exons. Gene Ontology annotation, molecular function: GTPase activity; GTP binding. The coding region runs from base 375 to 1136 and encodes 253 amino acids. NCBI's taxonomy places the organism in Eukaryota, Metazoa, Chordata, Actinopteri, Cypriniformes, Xenocyprididae. The record is from RefSeq and is a predicted model, not a curated record.